This is a messenger RNA of Monodelphis domestica (gray short-tailed opossum), 2079 nucleotides long. The record is from RefSeq and is a predicted model, not a curated record. NCBI's taxonomy places the organism in Eukaryota, Metazoa, Chordata, Mammalia, Didelphimorphia, Didelphidae.
AACUGCCAGACACCAAAGGUGGAUGAGCCCUGAAAAGGGCUCAGCAAAUUUUCACCCCAGAGGUGCUGGUCCUCUUGGAACACCUAAAAGAGAGAAAGAGAAGAGAAAGGAGACAAAAAAGGAGGAGGCGAAAGAGAAAAAGGGAGGGAGAGGACAGAACGAAUAAAAAAAAAGAGGAAAGAGAGGAAGGACCGGAGGGAGGGAGGGAGGGAGGGAGGGAGGGAGAAAGGGAGAGGGAGAGAGAGAGAGAAUGGACUUGAGACUCCAGUGAGAAGCAGCCCUCCCUCCCAUUACUGUGCUUCAGGACUUCGAUGUACACUAGUCGAUUCUCUCCCGUUGAUUACAUCUGAAAUGUACAGCAGACGCAGAUCUCUGCUUAGAUCUCGUCUUUUCCUUCCCUCGCAUAUAUUAGACGUAUUCGGGGACUGACCCGCUGCGCCCGAUCCUCAUCAGAAGGGAGGAGAAGCCGGUCUUAGCCGGCAAGCCCACCCGGGGUUCCGGGAGAGGGGGGUGGGUGUUCUUUCCGCCCUGGAGCCAACUCCGAGCAAAGCGCAACUAUCAGCCGGCUGCUACGAUGUAACUAGACUCUUUCGAAGCCCGGGGCACUAUCCAGCGCACAGAAAAUAAAGUCUUAGAGGCGCCACUACGGCGACUCCGGAACUCCUCCCCGCGAGAGUACCCUAAGGUCCUACUCUCGGAACGUUUCUUAGAAAAGCUGCCAUUUCCUACCCGGAAGGUUCCGGUCCCCCAUAGAGGCGGAGCCGGAAGCGAUGGUCGGGAAACAAACCUUCCCUUACUCCCUAACCCCGCCCUGGAAGUCUCCUGGCGGAAGUAUCAUGGCGGCAUCGGCACGUUGGAAUCACGUGUGGGUCGGCUCGGAGACCGGGAUCUUAAAGGGCGUGAACCUGGUCCGGAAGCAGGCGGUGAACUUCACGGAGGCGGCGGGCCGGCCAUCCCGCGAGGAGGAAGUGAGCGCGCUGUGUUGGGCCGACGCGGCCGAGAGCCAGAUUCUAAUCGGCUGUGCCAACAGGACUGUGAAAUCCUUCAGCACAGAGGAGGGCAAGUUCUUGAAGAGCAGGUGCUGUCCAGGAGGAGAAGGGACUUUUCGGGGACUUGCAAAGCAUGAUGGCUGCCUCAUCACCUGUGUGGAGUCAGGGAUUCUCCGUGUCUGGCCUGAGGACUCCUCCGAACAUAUCAAAGAGCUCAGUGUGGGCCCAAGUGUGUGCAAGAUGCGUCAAGAUCCUGAUCGACCCCACAUAGUGGCCACUGGUGGGAAAGAGAAUUCACUAAAGGUGUGGGACCUGCAGGGAUCAUCUCAGGAGCCCAUAUUCAGAGCCAAGAAUGUCCGCAAUGACUGGUUGAAUCUCCGGGUUCCCAUCUGGGAUCAGGACAUCCAGUUCCUUCCAGACUCACAGAAGAUUGUCACUUGUACUGGACAUCACCAGGUCCGAGUGUAUGACCUGGCUUCUCCACAGCGGCGACCUGUGCUGGAAGCCACCUACGGAGAAUAUCCCCUGAUGGCAAUGACUCUUACUCCAGGGGGCAACUCUGUGGUGGUGGGGAACACUCAUGGGCAGCUAGCAGAAAUAGACAUUCGGCAAGGGCGCCUGGUGUGCUGCUUAAAGGGUCUGGCAGGCAGUGUUCGGGGGCUGCAGUGCCAUCCAACUCAACCCAUUCUCGCUUCCUGUGGCCUGGACCGAGUUCUGCGGGUACACAGACUUCGGGAACCUCGAGGACUAGAGCACAAGGUUUAUCUCAAAUCACGGCUGAACUGCCUCCUCUUGUCAGGCAGGGACAACUGGGAGGAGGCAAACCCCUCACAGGUCCCUUCUUCACUCACCAGGAUGAGCCCCAGGAGCCUGCCCCAGGCCCUCCUGAAGAAACAGAGACUGAUGAGUUGUGGGCUUCUCUGGAGCCUGUGGUGUCAGCUGCUGGAGCCAAGAGAAAACAGAGGGCCCCCGAAGCUCAGCCUGGGGGGAAGAAGCGGCAGAGCUUGGGCGCCCAGGCACCCCUGCCUCCUCUUUGUAAAUAAAGAAGUCACCAUCCCUCUAUGACCCUGUCUCUUAGGGAAACCGACUA